Porites lobata is the source of this 15540-nucleotide messenger RNA. NCBI's taxonomy places the organism in Eukaryota, Metazoa, Cnidaria, Anthozoa, Scleractinia, Poritidae. The record is from the annotation of a GenBank genome assembly.
CGCAGACGGCAUUGAGAAGGAAAUUUUUCUGGCAAAGGCAAAUGCUUUAUACAGUACUUAUUUUGUUGUGUCUCAAAUAUAAAUAUGCCCGAUAAUCGAGCUAGAUAUAUAGCCACAGCAAUACAGGUUAUCCUUCUUGGUGCUGUGACAUAUUACGGUGUAAAAUGGUUAGUAGAUGUGCUAGAUCCGACAAAAAAGAGUCGCUUGGCUGCUCAAAAACAGGUGAGCGUACGUACGUCAAACUAAACCAACAGCUUCAGCCUAAAACCGAAGCUUAAUUUUCAAACUGAAGUCAUGUUACCAAGUAGAAAAACAAGGUGCAUCAGUAAGGAGAUGUUGUAAUUUUCUAGACAAAUAAUCUGUUUUGGCCUUUCUUUGUGAUAUUUUUUAGGGUGAACAACUGUUAAAGAAAAUUGGUGUUCAAGGAGUCAAGGUAGGGUACAGCCCAGUAUCAGGGCUGUUUUUUAAAGGCCGGGGAUUUCUCCUGGCUGCUAUAAACAUCAUCCCCGGCUGCUUCUAUAGGAAAACAGAGGAAAACUAGAUCCAAAAGCCGAAAUCAAUAGCUGUUUGAUUCCUCACCUAAAUCUUGUAUUUUGCCGGCAACUUGAAACAUUCAAUGAAAAGGUGGUUUUGUAAACUAAAGCAUGUUUAGUAAAAUAAAUAAUAUUAUAUAGACGUUGUUAAUAUUGGUUAGUUUUAAAAACUUCCAAUAUUGCAUCGGCAUGAUUUGCUGUUAACUGCUAAUUUAAUCUAGUGUGGUUGAAAGGAGCUCACUGUCUCACUACUGAACAACAACAAAACAUUAAAGUUGGAUUUGUAAACCAUUUAAGCCAAUCAUAAUUUAAAUUGCAAGUUGAGGGCAUUUCAUCAAAUCUAGGUACAGCUGUACAAUGGUAGGACAUAUGAGCCCCUAGGCCAAACAUAUGGACAGGAAUUAUUGGAACAUGGAUGACUUUAAUAGUUCAGAUGCCCGGGGGGGUUGCCUGAAGUCUAUUUAUGUUUUGGUUGUAAACAUUGAUGCUAAAAUAAAAAUAACAUUAAUUUGUAGUUUUUUCCACCUACCUUGUAGUUAAGUGAAUAUGAGCUGACAGUAGCAGCUGAUAUUGUGGAUCCAUUAACUCUGCCAAUCACUUGGAAGGAUAUAGGAGGACUCCGAGAAACAAUUGAUGAAGUCAAAGUAAGACUAAGCACUUAUGCUCCAUUUGAAUGUUAGGGCUUUAACCAGGAAAAAGUGCAUUUCUUGUCUUGGAUUUCUCUGAUUUUCAACAAACAUGAUUGUGAAACAUUGUUGUACCUGUGACCCUUGGCAACUUAGUCUUGAGUUUGGGUGACGAAGAACUCUUAGUGUGCUUUCCAUUUGUCAAAACUGGCUGGCCAGACCAUUCCUGCUGUAAUGAGAAUUUCACCUUUUAUCAAAACUGUCCAGCCAGAUCAGUCAAUUAAUUAAAUCAAUAUAUGCAUGGGGUUGAUGGCUUUUGUUGUGAAAACUCCUUAAAGAGCCUCUUUCAUUUUCAAAAUGACUAGUCUAGCUGGCCAGUUCUGACUUUUGGAAAGUGCCCCUUACAGUUUCAGCACAUGUCAUAAAAUUUAAUGUUGGACACCCUAGAUUCAUGGGUUUAAAGAAUCAGUUAUUAUUUUUCCUAUCUAACAAAGCCUUGGUUAGGUACUCAGUGUUCAAUCUAGAAAUUGGUCAAAGUGGGUCAUAUGUCCCACACGGCAUUUUAAAUUCAAGGGUCAUUUAAAAAAUGGAGUUGGUCAAACUGUGAUAUUGAAUCUUUGAACAACUCUUAUGGACAUCUUAAAGCUUUUGAUACUCAACUGCCAUUCUCUUUCUUGUAAAAAAUGAACUUACACUGUAGCUUUUGUUGCCAUUUCAUAAUGGAACAAAAACAAAAGAACAAAGUCAGCAAAUAAAGGGUGAAUCGAUCGGCAAAGCACUGUAUGCAGAGAGUUCAUAUGUACGCUCUGGUCUCUCUCAGAAUUGGGUGGAAUACCUGACAUAAAAACUACUUGUAAGCACGCAGUCUGAAAUUAAAUGACAGUCAUUCCGUAUGCUCAUUUCAGACUAGCAAGCACACCUUUUCUUAAAAUUUACUUUUAUUAUUACCUGCUGCGUUGGAAGUACUUAUAUAUAUUUCAGGAAGCAACCUUUUUUGUGUCCGCAUGACUCCAUGAUAAUUUCAUUUUGGUUCAGAAAAGAACAUUCUAUGUCAAUGAUGCAAAAAGGCAGCCUAGGUUGAACACUGGGUACUUUUUUCGAAACAGAGAUUAGAUGGUUUAACUAAUAAUUUUUUUUGUUGAUCAACAAAUGAAUGUUGUAAUUCAAAAUAACUUAAUAGUGCAUCAUGCCACAAUGAAGGCUGAAGUAGCUAUUUAACUUGUUGAACAUUAUAUAGGCUCUGUUGUAUUCAACAAGUUACAAUUUGCUAAACAAAUGAGAGCUGAAACAAUAAUAUUGUUGAUGAUCAAAUCUUGAACUGUGUGUGGCUGGCUUUCAAAUGCUUCAGCCUUCUUUUGCUGUAUAAUUUAGACUCAUUUCAUAAUAUAAAUGGUGUAUAUGCAUGUGAUUAGUCAUACUUACACUGUUCUGCUUUUUAUCCUCAUUUAGGAAACAGUGAUUUUACCCAUACAACAAAAAGAAAUUUUUCAAAGUUCCUCUCUUCUUAGUGCACCUAAAGGUAUUUUUUUUUAAAGUAUUUAUUAUUAUAAUGACAUGGACAAAUACAAGGGCUAAACAAAAGCUUUUGAACCCUGUUUUCUUUUGUUUUUUUUUUCUGUUCCUUUACCACUGAGGCAGUAAAAAAGACUUCAUUCUAAGUAUCAGUAUAAUUAUUUUGCACAAAUAUAUAUAUAUGCUUAAACUGAGGAAACAAUUUUGGAGUUCUCUUCUUUAGAUGAGAUGGCCAUAAAUUUUUAAGUGUUCAUUCAUGCAACAUGAAAGUCUAGGAUUUGUACUUCAGAUGUAACAUAUCAAGAGACACUUGUGAAACAUACAAUAUCACAGCACUAUAGCUUGCAAUUUGCUGAAACCACAAAAGACAAUGUUACCCUCACUUAAACGGCAUGUUGUUUAACCUGCUAGACCCUUUCUUUCUUGUUUUAAAUUUUUAAGGUGUACUACUGUAUGGUCCUCCUGGCUGUGGAAAAACUAUGAUUGCCAAGGCCACAGCAAAAGAAGCCGGUAAGAAUGUUUGUGGGUUAUUUUUUACUUUGAUAUAAAUGUCCGAUCUUAGAUUUUCCUUCUGUACCUUCUCCCUUGAUUUCAGGUUGUCGUUUUAUUAAUUUACAAGUGUCAUCUUUAACUGACAAAUGGUAUGGUGAAUCACAAAAGCUUGCUGCUGCCGUUUUUUCUCUGGUAAGCAUUGAUUUAUUUUUCAAAUAUAUGUUGUGGUUCAAUUUUAUCCUUGGUUUCCAUUUUAUUUCCUUUUGUUUUUGGGGAAUAGUAUCGUAUGAUAAUGAGUUUGUUUUUUAAUUCAACAAAGAAAAAGAAAAACUACGGGCAAUUUUAUUGUAAAACUAAUUCUGUUCAUCCAUUUGUAUCUCCAGAGUUACCUUAUUCAGUGCCAUUUUCUGAGAAAAUCGAGAAUCGCAAGACACUCGUCAAAAAAUCGAAUUUUUUAUUAUUUUGCCAAAACAUCCCUUUUAGUGACCUAAUUUAAGGAAAAAUAGUUUUGGGUUCAAACGAUUCAUUUUAAAGGAGAAAUUAAAAAAAGUUUGAAAAAUCGAUUUUAUUCCUGUUUUUCGAACAAAACACGGCAGGAUGCAAUGGCAACUUCGAGAGAAGGGUGAACGUGUAAGAAACAUUCCCUGACACUGAAACUUCACCGAAUUAUUAUUUUGUUCUUACUCUUGAAAACCUUAAAAGAAAAUUUGAAAAACAAUGUCUUAUAUUUUUAUAAUCGACAAGUCUAAAGAGGUCAUAUUUGUGACGUUAGACAUGCUAGAAAACGAAGGCCAACUUUGACUAUUAAAAAAGGCCUCUGGUAUAUGCCGCUUGAUCAUAAAAUCAAUGUAAAAUGGAACCUUGGCUUUUGUACUAACUUACUGGAACGUUUUAGCUCUGGAAAUCAAAUACCAUCCUGACACCAAAGCAAGCGGUGAGAGCAAUUGAAUUGGGAAAUUUAUGCAAAUUAGAUGGCUUGCGGACGGUUGUCAAACUAAAAAGAAAGGUUUUACAUGAAAGGAUUACUCACCAUUGCUUGUAACACGUUUUUACGGCAAGGAAAGUUAUUUCCAACUUCUUUGAGUCACAAAAUCCAUAAUUUUAAGCCAAAAGGUCCAAAAGACAAACGUACGUUUGCUCAGCGACUGCGCCAGAAUCCGGCCGUGAAUCGAAAUAAAGUCACAACACGUCACUGCGGUCCUUUGGAAGCAAGAGUUGCAAGAGUUGCAAGAGUUUUUACUUCAGUCAGGAGGCCAAAAGAUUGAAAAUUCAUCGCGAACUAAUGACUUCGAUUUUGAAAACCUUUCAUCACUUCAAUCGUUCGUCGGCUGAUAAUAAACAUCGCACAAGAUCGUAUGACCUUUGGAGUGUGACCGGAAAUCGGUCACACGCUUAAGUCACGUUAGCAUACUGUCACAAAUUUUAAUACCAUUUUUCACGUUUGCUUUCGACAAAAAAUAGACUCAUCGAAAUAAAAUCAGGCCUGCUUUAUUUGUUUGUUUGUUUUUUUAAUUUCUUUUAUAGCCUGCAGAACUUGUUCCCCAUACAUCGCGCGUGUCUCGCACCCCCAGUCCGCUUCGCAGUGCUAGCAUGAAAAGCGCAAAAAACUGAAAUUGACUCCUGUUCUGCAGUUGAUUUCUUUUAUAGACACCUUCUAGGCAUUGACAGUCUGUGAAAAAAGUGUAUUUUUUUUUUAUUAUUUUUAUUUUUUGAAGUGCUACAUCAUUUUCCUAUAAAUUUCAAACGUGACUGCUAAAAGACUGUUUGGAACCCAUGGAUGGAGAAAAGCUGUGCCGGAGAGAAGGUCAACCUCCCAGCCGAGCCAACGUUUGCGAGCGUUUGUAUGAGGAAAAAACUGACCACUUUGUCCGAGUCAACAGUGCUUGCGCAUGCUGUCUUUGUCUAGCCUUGACCAAAGUGAAGAAAUAUUAGCCGGGCUAGAAGGGUGAGGCUACCACUACCGGCUCAGUGGAGGGCUGACUUCCGGAAGCUCUCAACCCCGCCCACUACUGGUAGUAAGGCGUCUAUCCGAACCAACCUUUUGUUUCUCAUGUAAAUGGUUUAAUUACCAAGUUUUGUAAGGAAAUGGAGGAAAAGUUGGCUCACCCAGGGUAGCUUGGGAGGUGAGUAAACACCAGAUAACCCCAAUAAUAAGCACAAACUUUGAUUGUCAGUUAGAUGUCCACUAUUUUAAGUAAGCGACCUGGCAUGUGAUUGUCGCAUCCAUGCCCCCUUCCAGAUCCCCUUUAUUAUCGGUAAGCCUCUGAUAGGUCAAAGUAAUACAGUCGUACCUCCAGUAAGCGACCACCAAAAAUGCAAAGACUUAAUGGUCUCUAACGGGAGGUGGCCGUUUAGAAGAAUCGGACCACAUGGGGUGUAUUCCGAGAAGAGGUCCGGGCACAUUCUAUUAAAUGGCGGUGUAACAAAUUCCUGGCAAAAUAUUAUCUUUUACCUCUUUUGAAAAAUACAGCUUUUAAAUCAUGCUCAAUUUAAAGAGGGAUUCAGGUGAGUGAGAUAUAGAAUAGUCUAGAAUCACAACAGAAUCUUCACUUUGUUGGCUACAUCUACUAAGUUAGGAUAUGUGUAGUUCCACGAUGUCACUAAAGGUCUUCCAUAUUUUCCAAGGAACAUAGUGCACACAGCAAAAAUAGAGAGCAGAGAAUGCGUCAACUGGUCGCUUAUGGAAAACAAUUAACCCAAAAAGUGAUCGCAGUCACUUGCAGAAGGUCGUUUACUGGAGGUUAAUCCAAAUAUAAGGCUUUGAAUGGGAAAAUUUGGUCUUUUGGAUUGGCGGUCGCACAUGGAGGUUCGACUGUGUUAGGUCUAUUAGAGUAUGAGCCACCAUCACCUCACUGUGAGCCAGGAACGUAUAGUAUACACUCCCUUAGGAUGCACAGAAUCGUUGUUUUGAGGUCCCGUUUAGCGAAAUGGAUCAUUCAAGGGAGGUGCUGAAGUCCCAUAGUGAAAUUUAUAAGGUUUAUGGGUUUUUAGUGCAAGGCGAAACACAAUACUUAGGGCCCUGUUGUUGAAACGUUGAACAACAGGAAAUCACUAUCAAGUGAAUAAGAUGAAGCAAUUGCGUUACUUAUUGGAUGUAGAUUUAUCCAGGGGAAAGCGUUAGUUCCGGGGGCGUUAGUCAACUUUUCUAACAUACUGCCCCUAAGUCACUCUCCUCCGAAGACUUACCCUGGGCGACCUGGAUAGGGGAAUAUAAUACUCGACCUUCCUUGCAUCAUCGCGAGAGCCUAUAGCCUUCACUUUCUUUUGGCUCGUCCUAUAAUCCUACCCAACGUUCGUGGGACAGGAAAGUCUGCGUGCGAGGCUUGGGAAUCUAGGGAGACUAUGGUAGCAUGGUGCAAAUAGCCGGGAUGAGCUACUUUGUCCACACGAACCAAGAGGAUUGUGUCUGCUAGAAGAAAUCAGAUGUAGCUUUCUGUGAUAAGUAAUAUUCCAACAUUAUAGGAUCAUAGUUUGAAGCCAUUUCACAAUCACUAGUUUCCGCGCCACUCUACAGGCGAGUUGUGGACAAAAGCUGCUGAUAGCUGUAUACGAACCUUUUUUCCACAAAAUGGUUUCUGGGUUUUCGUAUUCGACAGUGUCAUGUCUUGACUUUUUUUAAAUCUUAGUCGAGGUCUUUUUUAUUAUGUACUGUCUAUCUGACUGACUGUUUCUUUGUGUUUUUUUUUUUUUCUGGUAAUAACAGGUUUCAUAAUUUGGUCGCGGUUGGGGUUAUAGGCUCCUGAUCGUGAGCAAAUAGCGAAAACCAAAGUAAACUAUAGCGUUGAAUCCGUUGGCCACGGAGAAUUGGUAUUAUUCUGCAAGUUCUUUACUACAGCAAGAGAGUAUACUCCCUUGACUAUGGGACAUUGGGCCGGGGGAACUUAGUAUUUUGACCCGGCAUAGGGGAGGAGGGAGGGGAGGGGGUACCCUGGCCAGAUUCCAAGUCACGGGGAUGAUCAAGUAUGUUUUUUUCUUGUUUUGAAAAUAUUUUGAACAAGUUUUUUUUUUUUAGCUGUGGCUUCACUUAAGUAUUCAAAAUAUUCGUUCUUUUUUUUGGUCUUGAUUUUCGCUUCCACGGGUCACUCACGACACUUGGAAUCCGAGGUACCCUCCUGUUUGGUACUUGAAGGCAAAAAAAAGCUGUUUCAAAACCUAGUAGGUAAAUAAAAGAAAAAUAAAUAUGCAGGGCUGUUUCUCUGGCGAUGAGGGGAGUUCUUGUCAAAAAAUGUGAAAACUGUAUUGAAAUUGCUGACAACAGCUACGAAAAUUUCGUGACAGCAUGCUGGCGUGACUAAAAGCGUGUGACCAAUUUCCGGUCACACGCCAAAGGUCAUACGAUCUUGUGCGAUGUUUAUUAUCAGCCGACGAACGAUUGAAGUGAUGAAAGGUUUUCAAAAUCGAAGUCAUUAGUUUGCGAUGAAUUUUAUUCCUUUUGCCUCCUGACUGAAGUAAAAACUCUUGUAACUCUUGCUUCGACGUGUUGGGACUUUCGAUUCACGACCGGAUUCGGACGCAGUUGCUGAGCAAACGUACGUUUGUCUUUUGGCUAAAAAUUAUUUAUUUUGUGACUCAAAAUGACGCAAAAGAAGUUGGAAAUAACUUUCCUUGCCGUGUUACAAGCAAUGGUGAGUAAUUCUUUCAUGUAAAACCUUUCUUUUUAGUUUGACAACCGUCCACAAGCCGUCUAAUUUGCAUAAAUUUCCCAAUUCAAUUGCUCUCACCGCUUGCUUUGGUGUCAGGAUGAUAUUUGAUUUCCAGAGCUAAAACUUUCCAGUAAGUUAUUACAAAAGCCAAGGUUCCAUUUUAUAUUGAUUUUAUGAUCAAGCGGCAUAUACCAGAGGCCUUUUUUAAUAGUCAAAGUUGGCCUUCAUUUUCUAGCACGUCUAACGUCACAAAUAUAACCUCUUUACACUUGUCGAUUAUAAAAAUGUAAAGCAUUGUUUAUCAAAUUUUCUUUUAAGGUUUUCAAGAGUAAGAACAAAAUAAUAAUUCAGUGAAGUUUCAAUGUCAGGGAAUGUUUCUUACGCGUUCACCCUUCUCUCGAAGUUGCCAUUGCAUCCUGCCGUGUUUUGUGUGAAAAACGAGCAUAAAAUCGAUUUUUCAAACUUUUCCUAAUUUCUCCUUUAAAAUGAAUCGUUUGAACCCAAAACUAUUUUUCCUUAAAUAAGGUCACUAAAAGGGAUGUUUUGGCAAAAUAAAAAAAAAAUCGAUUUUUUGACGAGUGUCGUGCGAUUCUCGAUUUUCUCAGAUAAUGGCUCUUAAUAUUAUUAUUAUUAUUACUGAAAGUGAAGAAUGAUCAUCGCAGUAAAUUUUCCAAUUUAAGCAAUUGGAAAGAAGAAGCAUGAAAAAAAAAAAAAAUCAGGGCUUCAACGGGAUUCGAACCCAUGACCUCCGCAUUGCCGGUGCGUUGUUAUUAUUACUGUUAUUAUUAUUCUAAAUUUUGUGAUAACUUAUUCUUCUUAUUUUUCCAGGCAGUUAAACUUCAACCUUGUAUAAUAUUUAUUGAUGAAAUAGGUAAGCAUAAAGGUUUUCUUCAUCAGUUAAUGCAAUGCUUCGGUACUACCAUGCAAACAGAGGUUUGUUGCUAGCAUCUUUCUGGCAUCACUUAUGAAGUCACUUACAUUGCUGUCAGUCAGGUAGUUGGUAUGUUUUCUCUUGAGGCUUGAAACAAACCUAUUAUGCAGCAAACAGCGAUGCGAAUGACUCUAUAAAUGCUUAAGUUGUUCUUUCUUUUCCUAUUCAUUUUGUGCUUGCAUUUAUGUGUAGUAUUUACAGUGCAAUAUGUCUGAAGAUAUGAUAUUGAUCUGUGUACAUGUAUGUUUCAGACUCUUUUCUUAGAAUGCGAGACAAAACUGAUCAUGAAGCUACAGCAAUGAUGAAGGCACAGUUUAUGAGUCUAUGGGAUGGUAAGCAUUUUGUUUAAUCUCGUACCCAGGCCGGAUCUGGUCAAGAAAGAAAAUUCUUUUUUUUUUAAUUUCCUGUACUUAAACUGCCAAGAGAGUAGGGUGAAGAAGUGGCAUGAGUGUUGUCAUUUGCACAUAAUUUCUAUCAGUUUAAGGUUAUUCAUACUUUACCAUCCGUACAAAAAUAAAAAUCUAAAGGGUAAUAAAUAGAUGGCAGGAUAGUAGCAUGGAGAAACUAAAUUAGAAAUAAUAAUGAUGAUAAGGACAAUGAUAAUAAUAAUGAUAAUAAAAAGUCUUUGCCUCCCAAAGUCCAUGGUUUGGACUCCGAUGUUGAUAGAGAAAAUCACUCGCAAUUACACUAGUGUAUCUCAUAUAUAAUAAUAAUAUUUUAUUAUUUUAUAUAGUGCCAUUUCCAGUGAUGUCCAAUGGGGCUUUACAAUAAAUGUUUAAAAUAUGACAAAUAUUGUUCAUAAGAGUAUUAGUAUGUGUAAUCAAAUGGUGAAGAGUGAAAUUAGGGAAUAAUUUCACGUGCGUUUUGUCCAAAUCCUUUUAAAUUAUUAGGAUUUGGACAAAACGCAAGUGAAAUUAUUUCCUAAUUUCACGAUUAUACCAUUUGAUUACCUAUUAAUGUCAUAGGUCACGAAUUACAAUCUUGGAUUUUUGACAUGUUUAUCCUGGAUCGUAUCGAUCGAAAACUCCACUCUCUCGAACAUUUAGAGCUUAAAUUUGGCUUAAGUUCAGAAUUUUUCGACAAAAUACCUGUUAAAAUCCCUCUUAACGUGCUCUUUCGUGUGUUCAGGUUUUCUAAAGCGUCUUUUUAUGCUCUCGCAUCUUCAUUCAUGACAUUUUAAAACUUCAUCACCAUCUUGACACUGAGACGUACGGAAGGUUGCCAUGGCAAUUUUGUAAUUUCACGUGUGAAAUUACAAAUUACCGCUGAAAUUUCGUGCCAAAAUAAUUAAGGAGUAAUUCGUCACCUAUGAUAUUACAUUGUGAAAUUACAUCACAUAGAAACAAAUUAAAUAUAAUAGAACUAACUGACAAAAAAAAUGUUUUCCUAAAAGCAAUCAAAAUUUAAAAGGACUAAUUUAAUAAAAACGCUUUCCCUUUCCUGGUUUUUUUUUAGGGCCACAAUCCUUUCGUGCAUGUAAACUGAUUUGUAUAUGCGCACAUCAAAAUGGUUUGUGCAAUUCAUUCUUUGCAACUCUUCAUGUUCAAAAAAUCUUUUUGUGUGUAAGGAAUUUUGCAAAGUAGGAGAAAACAAAGUUUUGUAACACAGAAAUCGAUGUUUAAUAAUAAAUAACAGUAAUAAUAACGUGGGCUGAGUUUUUGGUUUUUUAGGUCGUAAAUAAAUAAUUUAAAUCCAUGGCGUGAAUCUGUUUGAUUGUUUUACAGGUCUGAUGACUGAUUCAUCAUGUCAGGUUAUUGUUAUGGGUGCCACUAACAGACCUCAAGAUGUCGAUAGAGCAAUCCUCCGAAGAAUGCCAAGUACUUUUCAUGUGGGAUUACCGGUUAGUUUACCAUGUUACAGUUAAACAUUCCUUUUAUACAUGUAGUUUCUUUUUGGGCUUCCUCACCCAAUUCCUUUGCUUUGGUGUAAUCUUGUAUUCUAGUCCUUUGCAUUUUAGGGUAAAAUUAACUGAAUUCAAUUAACUACAGCUAUCAAUUUUUAACAGAUGUACCGGUAUAUUUAUGUACUGACAAUUUUUUUUCAUCAGAAUUUAGAACAACGCAAAGAAAUCUUGAACAUAAUUCUCCAGGGGGAAAAGGUAAUUAAUAAAAAGUACAAUGGAAAUGUCCAACAUGUAGGCCACUUUAAGGUGUCUGAAUAACUUGCUGACUUAAGUUUGGCAUCUUUUCUCUAACCAAAGGCUCUUAAUAUAUCAAAGAGAAUACUACUUGACUCGACAGUAUUAAUGGUAGUGUUGAUGAAUGUAAUACAGUUGAACCUCUAUGUGCGACCACCUCUUGUAAAGCAACCACCUUCCAUAAGAAACCUCCAGUCCAAACACUAAUAAAAUUUUCUAAGUCAAAUCACUACAGUUAGAAACUCUUGUUAUCCUCCACCCCUUGUAAGAGACCUCCAGCACUUUUUUGGAUGACGGUUUGUACAAUUUUCCAUUUUUUACCCUGGUAAGAGAGCAUUCGCCCUAUCAUUUUAACUCUAAUGUUCACUGACUGUACUACAUACCAGCAUGCAAAGAAAGUAUGCGAUAGGAAGGAAGUGUCCAAUAGGCCGGGGCUGGUGGAUUUUGGUUUCGGGCUGGUGAAUUCUGUUCUUAACUUGCCCGACGGGCAAUUGAAAUAUUUUGAGGGAUUCAACUUACAGAAGAAGUGUGAAAUCAAUUCUGCUCAUCACAAAAUUUGGGGGGGGGGGGGGGGCUAGUUGAAAUGAUGUUUGGGCUGGUAAAUGCUAGCUUCAGCUUGCCUGACUGGCAAGCUGUAAAAAUGACCUUUUUUGCCCCCUGCAUACGCUACUCAUAGUACGCAAAAAAAGAGUAAUUUUAGUGUCAACAUGAAACUACCAGAUUGUGACUUAGAAAUUGCAUGCAAUGAACUCUUUCAAAAUGAAGACGUAUUCAAACAUUUCCUAAGAAAAGACCCCUGACCCUGUGGAUCAAUUCUCGUAAGUGGCCACUCAAUGUAAGCGACCACUACAUCUUUGCAUUUUAGGUGGUUGCUUACGGAAGGUUUCACUGUAUUUCACUUGGACAGCUCUAUCAAAGUAAAAAUUGAAUACUUUAUAUCUCAGAUUUAACUCAGUCAAAAACUACAUGUAUUUUCUAAAGUUCACUUUUUCUUUGUUUUUUGCAACUUGUCAUUCUUAGGUUGAAGAGGAUGUUGAUUUUGAUGAAUUAGCAGCAAUAACUGAAGGAUUCUCUGGUAGUGGUUUGAAGGAGAUAUGUGAGUUUUAGUUUAAGUACAUCCACAAGCACUUCAUCAGUGUUUCAAUGAACUCCUAACUAACAGUAUUAAAAUUAGUGAUAAUUAUCGCCGUUUAAAGAGUUUUUUGACAAGGCUAACAAGUUUCCGAGGUGAAAAAUUUCCCUAGAAAGUAAGAUGAGAAGCAAUGGAACCCCCCCCCACAAAAACGUUAACUUCGUCUGACAGAAAGACUAGAAUACAUGCUUUUAAAAAAAAAUUAAUGCAACAAUUCAGUAACUUUGUUCUUAACACACCUUGUUUGGUUUUUCAGGUCGGGUUGCAGCUAUGUCAUGUGUAAGAGACUUCAUGAAAGCCAGAAACAAUUCUCAAUCAUCGUAAGUUGUGUUUUGUGUUCUAUUUUGAAACAGAAAUAAGGGACUUGUAAUUACACUGUAAGGCUAUUUCAUGGCACUUCUAUUGAUGUUCAUUGUAUAAAAGUUCUGAUCUAGAAGGGAAGUUUCUUUCCAAAGUUACUAGUUCUGUACCAGGGAAGUUUACAAAAAGGUUUCACUGAAAGGAACUUUUUAUCAAGGCUUUGCCACGAAUCCUCUGGAGAAUGAGGGUACUUCUCUUCUCCUUGAAGAGGGUUUUUAGUACCGAUGCAUGCAGCUUGUUUUAAAAUGGUGUUAAAUGACGCAAUUAGAGUCUGAAACCAUUUGCAAAUUAACAUUCUCUAGGUACCAUAGUUACAGAGAACAUUGUGAUGUUCAGUCUGUUAAGACAUAGACAAAGGAAACAUGUCAGUCUUAGAGGAUUUUCUAACCCAUUUGUAACAUAUAUAAGGCAUAGGUUUUUCAUUGCUACCUCGCUUUAGUCGUUUUUUGAUUGCAUAAUUUCCCUCUAUUUCCCCCACUUCCCACCCUCUUACAUCUCCCACUUCUCAAUCUCUCAUCUCCUGCCCCCCCCUCUUACCAACCCCUCCCACCCCCUUUUAUAUUGGGCUGCCACCACCCUGUCCUCCCUCACUAACAAGAUUACUUUCCCUCAGUGCAGUUUUUCUUUCUCUCUUUUUUUAAAGGAAUGAAAAAAUGAUGUUUAGUUUCAGAAAUUACUCAAUGUAUUUUUCCUACUAAAUUUAUCUCUUUUUUACAGGGGUGUUAAACUAGGUGAUGAAAGUGUCAAGUCACAUCUGCGACCAAUUCAAAUGAAUGACUUCAUAGUAGCUGUUGAGAAAUCAAAGUCAAAUACAGAUUUCCACAGAUGACAAGAUCCUUGAUUGUCAGUCAGAAGUGCAAAGGAAAGACCUGUGUUACCAUAUGAAAUGGAAAAGAAGAGUCAGAGGCUGAAUAACUAACCACCUCACCUCAGAGUUCAGAACCGACUGUGCAUCUUGUCUUGUCUACUGAAACACUGUCUGGUGACUGAUUGAAAAGCCUAUCUUUUUUAGUCAAAGGGAAGCUCAGGAGAUAAAGACCUGGUCUCUCACUUGUUAUUGUAGUGUUGGGAGUUGGCUGAGAUUUUAUAGUCACUCAUCCCAAACAAUUGGAUUGGCCAACCUUUGAACCUGACCGAUCAUUGAUUGUAGUCGGAAAAACCUUUCCACAGAAAUUCCAUUUGUUUUUCACCUAUCUGCCAAUCAAAGUAGAUGUGGUACAAAUUUUUUAAAGUCUUUCGACUGUGAAGAACCACUAAGCUCAGAAUUUUUUUCUAUGCUUCCGGGUAAUCAAGUUUUCUUUCUUUUUUAAUUACGACACCAUUAAAAAGACAACAUACAAGUAUUUAUUUGCCAACGAGAAAUUUUAUUCUUUUCCUAUGGUAAUUGAUUAAAUAUUUCUAUAAUCAAUUAUCUCAUUGCUUAAAGAGUUGAAUCGAUGAUCGGCACACUACUAGGUUAUUAGAGCGGACGGUUUUUUUAAAAAUUGAUUUUAUGAGCUGGUUACUUAAACAACGUUUAGCUUAGACAGUGGCUUAAGACUAUCAAUAAACCUCCAAAUUUGUUUCUUAGUGGUUAAAUAUAGUUUCCAUAAAAACGUUUACAUGCUCAUCAAAACGUUUUAUUUAGCAAAAUGACAUGGAACGCAGUUUUGAUGAGCACUAGCUAAAUUCUUUAUGUAUGGAGUUCUCUUGUUAACCUCUCUCAAAAGGAAAGGGCGAUUUUUAUUUUUAUUUAAGGAAGACUAGGAAUAAUAUAAAAGCAUUAGUCAAAACACAAAUUUUAGGGAGGUAAAACAUUUCACAGUUUACAAGCGUCUGUAUCGAAAACCACUGACGCCUGCCUGGGUGGCAGGAGCCUGUCUUCCCGUAAAAAAAUCUUUAAAUUUUCGGCAGCCGUAGCAAUUUUUAAUUUAUAUUCUAGGAACAAAAUAGCGUAGGCAAAACUCGAGUCGCUUUUGUCUCUGCUUUGCGGCUAGGCCUACGUCACUCUCAAUUUGCUGAUACGUGAUUGGUCACGGCAAAAUGACUGCUUGGGGUAAAUAUGGUUCUGGGUGGGAGACUAAAUUAGACGCUGCUGAGUGCUUUUGCUUUACUUCCUCAUGGAUAGCAGCGAUAUUCUUGGUGACGAUGGAAGGGAAGCCGUAUUUGCUGUUAUCAAAGUGUCUGUUUUAAAGAAAAAACCUCGGACUUUUCACCAAGCUGUUAGCGAGUUCAUGAACGGAAGAGGGCGAGAGAUUCCGAACGAUCUAGACCAAAUUCCCAACGAUAAGUGCCCUUUCAAAAUUCCUGUUGCUGAAGAUAGGAGUGAGGGUGAUUAUGAGGAGGUUGAUUAUGGUUCUGGCCUCAUCAUACGUAAUAAAUUAAUCAUUACUGCAUAUCACGUUGUCGCAGAUGCCACUGAGAACAGUGCGGUCGAAAUGGAAAUUCGUGUUUCUAAUGCACGAAUUAAUGGGUUGAAAUGUCAAGUUGUUAAAUGUGAUGAACAGAAUGACUUAGCAUUACUUAAAUGUGAAGAACUGGAUGUAAAGGAAAUUGGAAUCUCUCCAUUACAGUUGUCUACGGAAGCUCCUUUGCAAGGAAUGUCAGUCUUUACCCUUGGAUAUCCAGUCAGUCAUACAGGUAAAACCGCUCUGUUUCUAAAUGGAUGCGUUGCCGGUGAAACUGGCGAACGUCAUGGAAGGCCGCAUCCUUUGAUUACUUUAAAUAUUCCACUAGAUUGUGGCAGUUCAGGUGCUCCUGUAUUUUGGCGGUGCAAGGGUGAGUUAAGCGUGGUUGCUGUCGUCAAGGAAAAACAUCUAAAGCGUGUUUCCAGCUGUUGGGAGGAGGAGAGCCUUGUUGAGAAAGUCCGAUCUUCAUUAAAUACAUUUUCUACAGACACUAUAAAUUGGGAUCUACAGGCUGCCUUAGGAAUGCUGCGUAUAUUCGUGUCACUGAUGGACAAAUGGCUUGAUUCCUCGGAAAAAAAUUGUCAGCGUUAUUUAUCUAAUGCUGUGCGAGCUGAUUUUGUGAGCGACUUGUUAAAUAAGCAAUAAAAAUACUAAGGAUAGUUUUAAAAGUAAUCGAUAAAUUUUGUAUCAUGUAGUUAAGAGCCAAUUGCUUGAAGAUCCUAAUUUGAAGUUUCCGCAGUUCAUGAUCGUUUUGUUCUUGGAAUAAUCAGUGAAUUAUGUCCUUUUG